Molecule: messenger RNA, 2736 nt
Organism: Anastrepha obliqua
Lineage: Eukaryota; Metazoa; Arthropoda; Insecta; Diptera; Tephritidae
Exons: 1
Coding region: 1-2736 (911 amino acids)
Source: RefSeq, a predicted model, not a curated record
AUGGACGAAGAAACAACGGGGCAAAGUUGUCGAAAAUGUGACGCAGCGGACAACGAGAGUAUGGUCCAGUGUGACACCUGCGACGCCUGGUACCACUUCAACUGCGUUGGAGUACAUAGCAAUGUGGCUGACGAAAGCUGGAGCUGUGAAAGCUGCCAGAAUCAUGCAUCAACCACGAACGCACAUCCAACCGCAUCGUCAUCGCCAACUACCAAGCAAGGUAACCGGCACGUGAAUUUUCUCCUAACGUUUCGAACAAUUGCGAAGAUAUCUAACUCAACAGUCAAUCCGCUUCUAAAACCUGCGACUAAUAUAGCAAAUUCUACAGUUACUACCGCUACUCCAGUAUCCACGAACUUUUCGACCUGGGCUUCUUCGAACUGGAAUUUCGAACCCAGUACAUCAGUUCAGGAAUCGCAACUGCCAAAUAAAUCAAGUGAGUAUAACCCAGGGCUACAACAAUUCACAACGGGCAGCGUCGCCACCUCUGCAAAUGAGAUCUCGUACAGUCAACCAAAAGUACUCUCGUCGGUGCAGCAAGCAGGUAUACGAAAUGGCCAAGGUAUGCAGAUGCCAUCCAACUCCGAAAUAUAUCGAAACCUUCAGUUUGAAAAGUUGGAAGAGCAGAUGAAAUUGCAACAACAAUAUUUGGACAACAAAUAUAAGAUUCUUUCGCAGUAUAACGACCUGCCCUCAUCCAGCAUUUCGACGGCCUCUUUUAGCAAUGGGCCUACACCUGGGCAAUUAGCAGCAAGGCAGGCCAUACCCAAGCAGCUCCCAACCUUUAAUGGCGACCCUGAAGAAUGGCCGCUGUUUAUUAGCAGUUUCGAUAACAGCACUACGGUCGCGGGGUACACCGAUGCGGAGAAUUUAAUUAGAUUACAAGCGAGCCUUAAAGGCAAAGCACGGGAGAUGGUAAAAUGUAAAUUGUUUUUGCCGUCCAUGGUCCCUGAGAUCAUAAAAACUCUUAGAAUGUGCUUUGGCAGACCUGAACACAUCCUUGAGCGCGCAAUGAAUAAAGCUCGUGCUAUGCCUGCACUGAAGGAUAAAUUGGAGGGCCUUAUUGAAUUUGCACUCUGCGUCAGGAAUAUUUGUGCCACGAUGGAGGGAUGCCAAAUGUACAUGCACCUGCAUAACCCACUGCUCGUCAAGGAGUUGGUUGACAAGCUCCCCAACAACCAAAAGCUGAACUGGGCGGUUCACCCGAAAGAUGAAAAGACUCCGGUGGUGAAACAAUUCAGCGACUGGUUGUACAAUCUAGCCGAAGCAGCCAGUACUGUCGUCUCUUUAGCACCUGCUAAAAGUAGUGCUACGUUUAACAAGCAUACUAUCGACGUGAACACUCAGCAUCCAUCACCAGCUCGCAACAUACCAAGGAGCAAGCAGUGUAUAAUUUGCAAGAGCAACGAUCAUAAGGUAAUGCAAUGCGACACUUUUAAAAAAUUUACACUUCAGCGAAAAUGGGAGGAAGUUAAGGCGAACAACCUCUGUCGCCAAUGUUUGAAUCCGCAUAGACGGAAAUGUUUUAUGAAUAAAGUAUGUGGUGUAGAUGGUUGCACUAUAAAACAUAGUCCGUUACUACAUAAAACAAUCACGGUAAUGAGCCAACAAAAACCCAUCGCCGUAAGUACAAAUACAAACGAAUUUUUAGAUGCGCAGAUAAAUACGCACAGUAGCAGCCACGAAGAAAUGCCACCACUCUUCAGAAUCGUUCCGAUUCGCAUUUAUUCUAAAAAUAAAGUACUGAAUAUAUUUGCAUUUUUAGAUGAAGGCUCUUCUGUGACGCUAAUGGAAAAAAGAAUAUUUGAUGAAUUAGGCUUGAAAGGUGAACGAGACCCUCUGUGUUUGCGGUGGACAGGUAACACGACGCGUGUUGAAGAAAAUUCUGUGCGGGCGGCCAUCGAAAUUUCGAGUGUGACAAAUUGGCAGAAAUAUACUCUCAAGAAUAUUCAUACUGUUGACGAUCUCAAUCUUCCGGCACAGUCAAUCAAUGCAUCUGCGAUGGAGCGGCUAUAUCCAUAUCUAGCGGGACUGCCAAUUGCAUCAUAUAACAACGUAAAACCAUCAUUGCUUAUCGGUGCGGACAACUGGAGGUUGGCAAUUCCACUCAAAAUUAGAGAGGGAACCUGGUUCCAGCCCAUAGCGUCAAAAACCCGUUUAGGAUGGGCGUUGCAGGGGUGCAAUUCAAGACAGACUGCCGAAUAUCGACUAAAUAUACAUACAUGCGAUUGUCAAAAAAGAUACGAUGAGCUGCACGAGACUGUAAAAGAAUUCUUCACGUUAGAGUCAUCCAAACCUACUCAGCUACUGUCGGAAGAAGAUGCCAAAGCUGUGAGUAUUGCGAAUAACACUUGUAAAAAGGGCGAUAACUUUUACGAAAUUGGGCUACCGUGGCGUACCUCAAGUGCAUUGCUACCCAAUAACUAUGUAUAUGCUUUACAACGGCUGAUGUGUUUGCAGAGGAAGUUUGUUAAGGAUCCUAUGCUAAAAUCUAAUAUUCAAAUUCAAAUCAAUAAUCUACUUUCCAAGGGGUACGCGAAAAAACUCUCCCCGAUUGAGGCUGCUAUUUCUAACGGUAAAACAUGGUAUUUGCCUAUUUUCAUUGUAAGCAAUCCAAAUAAGCCUGGAAAGCUUCGGAUGGUGUGGGAUGCUGCUGCAAAGGUGAACGGGGUGUCACUCAACGACUUCCUACUGAGUGGCCCAGACUUACUUAACCCACUCGUUAGUAUUUAUUAG